AUGAACAACCAGGGGCGGGCCCCAGCCCCUCCCUUAAUCCGGACUCCAGCCCCAGCCCAGGCACCGGUUCAAAACUCGGCCUCUGUCCGGGCCCCUCCCCUAAUCCGGUCCCAGGUCCCAGCCCCAGUCCGGACCCCAGCCCCGAUCCGGCCCUCAGCCCCGACCUCAGCCCCGGCCUCAGGCCCAGUCCGGACUCCAGCCCCGAUCCGGCCCUCAGCCCGGGCCUCAGCCCCAGUCCGGACCCCAGCCCCGGCUUCAGCCCCGAUCCGGACCCCAGCCCCGAUUCAGCUCUCAGCCCCGACCCCAGCCUCAGCCCCAGCCUCCGUCCGGACCCUCGUCCCGACCCCAGCCUCCGUCCCACUUCGGCCCUCAGCCCCGAUCCGGCCCUGGGCCCCGGUCCAGGCUCCUGCCCUAGUCCGGCCUCCGGCCCCAGUUCGGUUCCAGACUCCAGUCCGGUACCCGACUGCGGUCCGGACUUUAACUCCCGUUCGAGCCUCGGUUCCAGUCGGGGCCCCAGUUCGGCCAGGCCCUGCCUCGCUGGCCAACUUCUCAGAACAGGCUGCCGAGCCAGCUUUGCCGAGUGAUGAGGAUCCUUCCCCGUCGUCGCGUCUGAAGCUCGCCCCAUCCGUCACCUCUUUAGCCAGGCUCACCCAGAAUCUUCCCACUCAGACUUCCUUGGCCACCCACAUGCCGGCCCCGACUGUCGGCACAUCAGCCACCAAGGUGACGGAUGCCAGCUCUGAGCCUAGGACCACGCUGUCAGCUAUUUUACCCAUUUCAAGUAGCUCAUUCGCCUCCACCAGUGAGAAUGCCCAUCUGGACAAUAAAAUCGUUGUUCAAGUGAUUUACUGUGGCCUCUGAAGCUAUGGCCUUCGGUACAUUCUACUGAGAAGGAGCCUGGAACAGCAUUUUCCAGAUCUUUUAAUCUUUGAGGAGAGCAUUUCUGCGCAAGCUACAGGAGAGUUUGAAGUGUUUGUGGAUGGGAAACUGGUCCAUUCAAAGAAGAAAGGUGAUGGCUUCGUGGAUGAUACCAGCCUGUGGAAAAUUGUGAGCAGCAUUCAUGAGGUGAUCCAUAAGAAGGAAGGCAACAACAUUCCAGGUGGAGAAGAGGGAGCUCUGGUGGCCUAA
This is a messenger RNA of Elephantulus edwardii (Cape elephant shrew), 1128 nucleotides long. RefSeq names its product selenoprotein V-like (gene SELENOV). Gene Ontology annotation, biological process: response to selenium ion. The transcript has 7 exons. Gene Ontology annotation, cellular component: cytosol. NCBI's taxonomy places the organism in Eukaryota, Metazoa, Chordata, Mammalia, Macroscelidea, Macroscelididae. The record is from RefSeq and is a predicted model, not a curated record.